UUGUGGAAAAAAAAAAAAAAAAAAAUGGGUUCCCAAACAGAGGUCCCUCAAAUUCCUGUUAUAGAUUUCUCUAGGGAAGACUUGAGUCCUGGUUCAUCUUCAUGGAUUUCCAUGUGCAACCAAGUCAGGUGUGCAUUAGAGGAACACGGUUGUUUUUUGGCAAAAUAUGAUCAACUUUCGCCUCAACUUUGCGCGAAAGUAUUGAGCCAAACCAAGGACAUGUUUGAGCUUCCCACAGAAGUCAAAUUGAGAAACACCGGGGAUAUACCGUUCCGUGGUUAUGGAAUUGAUAAGUUCCAAAAAAAGCCACUCCUUGAAAGCAUGGGAAUUGACAAUGCAAGAUUUAUAGAAGAGACUCAGAAGUUCGUGAAUCUCAUGUGGCCCGACGGAAAGGACAAUUUCUGCGAAGUUGUUAAUUCUUAUGCCAAGAUAUUAGGAGCUUUGAAUGAUAUGGUACUACAAAUGGUUUUUGAAAGCUAUGGAGCAGGGAAGCACUAUGCCUCUUUCGCUGCUUCUAACAGUGAAGUUAUUAGAUUCGCCAAAUAUAUACCUCAAGAAGACACCGAGGUGACGAAUACAAGACUUCAACCCCAUAAGGACCUCAGCUUUGCAACUAUAGUUCAUCAGAUCGAUGUUGGUGGUUUGGAGAUAGAAGCGAAGGAUGGCUCUUGGAUCGCUCUUCAACCUAAGCCUUCACACUUUUUGUUCAUGGCGUGCCAAGCCAUAGAAGGAUGGAGCAAUGACAGAAUUAAAGGUUGCAAGCAUAGAGUGACCAUAUCAGGAAAAGGGGGAAGACACUCACUGCAACUGUUUAAUUUCAACAAUGGGGUCAUACAAGUGCCAGAAGAAAUGGUGGAUGAUGACCACCCCUUGCUCUAUAACCCAUUCAAUCAUACUGAGUAUCUUCACCAUUUUAUUCGCACCGUCCAAAGUUCCAAAGACGCAUUGAGGCUGCAGUUUGAAGAUCCUUUGAAGGGCUUUUGUGGUGCCUGACCAUCUUAUAUCCAGGAAAUUAAAACUAAUAUAUAAAAUCAGUCUCUUAUCCGGCCAAUCUUAUGUUUUCAAAAUAAAAUGACUUUGUAAAAGUUAUAGGACUACCUUUAAAAAAAUAAAUAAAACAAAAAUAAGAGACUGAAUCUGCAGGGAAAAAAAAAUAUAUGUAUAUAUAUAUAUAUAUAUAAAGGUAUGGUGUGUGUUUAAAUAAUCUUUCUUAUUGUAGAAGAAAUGUUCAGUGGUCAGUAUUUUCUCUGUAUUAAGUCAGUUCAGUACUAUGUAUCAAGUCAAAGUUAAUUGUUUUGCUAGUCUUAUUAAUCUUGAGGAAUAUAUACAUAUAUUAUAUAUUCAUA
Ziziphus jujuba (common jujube) is the source of this 1346-nucleotide messenger RNA. Its product is annotated as deoxypodophyllotoxin synthase-like. Gene Ontology annotation, molecular function: dioxygenase activity. NCBI's taxonomy places the organism in Eukaryota, Viridiplantae, Streptophyta, Magnoliopsida, Rosales, Rhamnaceae. The transcript has 3 exons. The coding region runs from base 25 to 993 and encodes 322 amino acids. The record is from RefSeq and is a predicted model, not a curated record.